GCAGCCCUGGAGCCCUCUGCCUCGUCCUUUGCAGCACCACCAGCAGCAGCAUUCCUCCUCCUCUCCUCCUCCUCCUCCUCCUGCUCCAGGGGACGAUGCUCUGGCUCCUCCGCCGCCUCUGCUGCUGCUGCUGCUGCUGCUGCUGCUUCCCAGCCAGGGCUCAGCCUUCCCCCGGGCUCAGCCUCCUGGCCACCGCCUGCUUUCUCCUCCUCCUCCUCCACCCGCCUCUGGCUUCCUCCAUCCUGACAGGGUCUGUGGCAAAAUGUGAAAACGAAGGAGAAGUCCUGCAGAUCCCCUUUAUCACAGACAAUCCUUGCAUAAUGUGCAUUUGCCUGAACAAGGAAGUGACAUGCAAACGAGAGAAAUGUCCAGUACUUUCAAAGGACUGUGCUCUGGUCAUUAAGCAGCGGGGAACGUGUUGUGAGCGGUGCAAAGGUUGCACUUUUGAAGGAAACUCAUAUAACAGCUCAGAGACAUGGCAGGCCCCAAACAAACCUUGUGUGAUGCACCAAUGUCAGGAAGGAGUGAUAACAGAAUCUGAAAUUCAAUGCAUUGUUCAUUGUAAAAACCCUUCAGAACAGCCAGGAAUGUGCUGUCCCACAUGUCCAGGUUGUACAUUUGAAGGUAGACAGUACUAUGAAGGUGAGGAAUUUCAGCCUGAAGGGAACAAAUGCAUCACAUGUGCUUGUAUUGGGGGCAGAACACAGUGCAUACAAGAAGUAUGUCCCAUUCUUUCAUGUCCUCAACAUCUCAGUCACACUUCUUCUGGACAGUGUUGCCCAAAAUGUUUGGGACAGAGGAAAGUGUUUGAUCUCCCAUUUGGAAGCUGUCUCUUUCACAGCGAUGUUUAUGACAAUGGAGCCUCCUUUGCAUAUGACAAUUGUACAAAAUGUACAUGCAGGGAUUCUACUGUGCUGUGUAAGAAGACAUGCUUAUCACCUGGAGAUUGCACCAGAACCAAAGAACAAUGCUGCAAGGAAUGCAUCUCUUACAUGUCUCCCGAGGAAACAAAAGUGUGCAAGUUUGGCAACAAGAUCUUCCGGGAUGGAGAGAUGUGGUCUUCCGUUAACUGCACCAUCUGUGCUUGUAUGAAAGGCAAGACCGAAUGUCGCAAGAAGCACUGCGUUCCAGUCAUCAGCUGCCCUCAUGGAAAGAUCCUUAACCGAAAAGGAUGCUGUCCCAUUUGCACUGAAAAGCCUGGCGUUUGCACUGUAUUUGGAGACCCCCACUACAACACUUUUGAUGGACGGACAUUUAACUUUCAGGGAACAUGUCAGUACGUUUUGACGAAAGACUGCUCCUCCUCUACCUCACCCUUCCAGGUGCUGGUGAAAAACGAUGCCCGGCGGACUCGCUCUUUUUCCUGGACAAAAUCUGUAGACCUUGUGCUGGGCAGCAGCACUAUCAGCCUCCAUCAGCACCUCACUGUGAAGUGGAAUGGGACAAGGAUAUCCCUCCCUUAUGAAACACCACAUUUUCACAUUGACUUGGAAGGAUAUCUGCUGAAAGUGACAACGAAAGCAGGACUGGAAAUCUCUUGGGAUGGAGACAGUUUUGUUGAAGUCAUGGCUGCACCACAUCUUAAGGGCAGGCUUUGUGGUCUUUGUGGCAACUACAAUGGGCACAAGAGAGAUGACCUGAUCGGAGGGGAUGGGAACUUUAAGUUUGAUGUGGAUGAUUUUGCCGAGUCCUGGCGUGUGGAGUCAAAUGAAUUCUGUACUCGUCCUCCAAGGAAACAAUUUCCUGAACUGUGCCAAGGAACAGUGAGGGUAAAACUCCGUGCCCAUCGGGAAUGCCAGAAACUCAAAGCAUGGGACUUUCAGACUUGCCACUCCACUGUGGAUUAUACAGUGUUUUAUCGGUCCUGUGUGACAGACAUGUGUGAGUGCCCGGUUCAUAAGAACUGCUACUGUGAGUCCUUCUUAGCCUAUGCCCGAGCCUGCCAGAGGGAAGGUCUGAAGGUCCACUGGAAGCCUGAGCAGAGCUGUGCUGCAGCCCAGUGUAAACAUGGUGCAGUUUAUGAUACCUGUGGUCCUGGAUGUGUAAAGACUUGCGACAACUGGAAUGAAAUUGGUCCCUGCAAUAAACCAUGUGUUGCAGGAUGCCACUGCCCUGCAAACCUAGUCCACCACAAAGGAAGAUGCAUUAAGCCUAUUCUGUGUCCACAGCGGUGACAUUAGGUUUUAGCACCAAAGACUUUGAAACUGCUAUCUUUGGUAACUUUUGAAGCUUACAGCCAAUGAAGGACUGCAUUGUUGGCAGAUUAUGUAAAGUGCUGUCACAAAGAGUGACAAAAAAGUGUGCUCAUAUAUUUAUAUGUGUAUAUGGGGGAAAACGUAUCAUUCCAGAUAAUGUAUGUGUGUGCUCAUACAAAAUGGGCUUGUGUCUUUAUGUCAGAGCUUGGAAAAAGUUAUAUUUUUGGACCACAGCUCCAGGAACCCCUCAGCCAGGUGGUCAUGCUGACUGAUGAAUUCUGGGAGUUAUACUCUAAAGAGUACAUUUCCCCCAAAAUUGUGGCUUGAGUAGUUUGACAAUGUGUGCAUGUCUAUAGCGAGAUCAGACAGGAAGAAUUCAAUUGCCAUACCCCUGCCAUUACAAAUGGCAACAACAUUGCAUGGAUGCCUCACGGGACGAAACCAUAAAUCCUCAGCCAAUGAGCCAUAGUACCACACAUCAUUGAUUGCAUAAGAGGCCAUCCCUCACUGUUCUGAAGUGAAUUAAGAAUGCCCUUUUCCCAUUACACACCACAUCCUCAGUGAGGCCACUGAUCAAUGUGGCAUCGAGGUUUAACACAUUAGUCCUCCAAAAGAGUGGUUUGAGCAUUGGAAUAUGACCCCAGAGACCAGGAUUCAAAUCCCUGCUUGAAUAUGGAAACCCACUGGGUGACCUUGGGCAAAUCUCAUUCUCACAGCCUCAGAGGAAGGCAAAGGCAAACUCCUUCUGAUCAAAUCUUGCCAAGAAAACCCUACGAUAGGUUCUCCUUUAAGUCACUAUAAAUCAAAAAAUGACUUGAAGGCACACAACGACAACAAUAUUCAUAUACACAUAAGCAUACAUGUAGAUACACGUAUGAACAUAGGCAUCAUUUAUAUAAACUAUAGAAGGAUGAAUUAUCAUAUGUAUAUUUUUUGCUAUAAAGUUCAUGUAUAAGUAUUUCUAUGAUCCUAACCUGUAAGCCAUGCAAUUCAUUUACAGAACUAAAUCUGGUAUUUGAUGGCAUAAAAUCGCCCACAGGGUGAGUCUGCCAAUCCAGUAUGUUUCGAGCUUCCAUGGCUAUAUUCCAAGGGCCAUAUAAUUUCCAUUUAAGGUUACUUUUAAGUUCCUGUGUAUGAACACACAGAAAAUGUUUUGUCUGCCUUUAAGAUUGAUCAUCAUUAGAGCAGUCUUUAGCAGGUGUGAAGAGCAACUUAACGCAAAGAAAUUCUGUAUUUCACUGCAUUUCAUAUUUCACUCUUUUUUUGUCAAAAGUCCACUAAAUAUUGCCCUAGCUGCCUGCCUGGGCACUGCUGUUACACAUGGGUGGAAUAACAUUUAAGUUGGUGGAGCCAGAGGCUUGGAGAUGACAUUGGUCCUCUCACUGGAUCUUGGACAGCUACAAUCCGUUGCCAUGUCCCCAAACCCCUCUUAUUACCUCUGAGAUAGUUAGUUGUGUUAAAACCCCACUUUAUCUCCUAAGGGGUUUGGGGAUCUCUAGGCCUUUUUAGGCCAAAGAGAGGCUUUUUAACCACAAUGAAAUAAACAGGGUGAUUCAAAAGGUACCAGCUAAGCCUAAAAUAGCUGGGGUAUGUGUUGCAAAAUUACCCAUUCACUACCUGUGGUACAGAGGAUAUUUUUUUGUACAAGUCAAGUGGGGCUGUGGAUGGCCUCAGAAAUAGCCAUGGAGAGCUGCAUACAGCCCACAGGGCAAUAUGUUCAUACCAAUUUUCAUAUUACCAAAUGGACAAAAGGAGAAAAAAAUAAUGAAGAUACUGCCAUUUACCGUAUAUGACAUCUACAAUGGACAUUACUUCAUGAAUGUGGAUCCAUUUUGUUGCCUAGCAUGUUGAUAGUGUAGGAGAAAGAAAAGUCCUAUUUGAGCCACCUUCAUUGCAAAAUUUCUGACUUUUGCACUGGUCAUUUAAGAACAGCUAAGAAAUAUGACCAGAAAGGAGCAUGUACUAAAUGGAGCAAAGAGUCAAAGACUGUUCCUGUGAACUUAUCAACUGUUUUCCACAGUCAUGUAUUUGGGUCAGUUCUUGUUAGUUGAAAUAGGAUGAUACGUGAGUUCAAUAUUCACUUCCCAUUAUAUAUUUUUAAAACACUGAGAAGGGGCUAUGUGCUGUAAGAGGUUGAAUUACAAAAGGAAAAUACUGUUUAUUUAAAUAUUUAAAAGCAUCUACCCAUAUAUGUUAUGUCUGAUACCCAGUGAAAAUAAAUAUUUAAAAUUAA
This is a messenger RNA of Sceloporus undulatus (fence lizard), 4428 nucleotides long. It is a transcript of the gene BMPER, whose product is annotated as BMP binding endothelial regulator. The transcript is spliced from 15 exons. The coding region runs from base 96 to 2174 and encodes 692 amino acids. Gene Ontology annotation, molecular function: protein binding. The record is from RefSeq and is a predicted model, not a curated record. NCBI's taxonomy places the organism in Eukaryota, Metazoa, Chordata, Lepidosauria, Squamata, Phrynosomatidae.